Apaloderma vittatum (bar-tailed trogon) is the source of this 592-nucleotide messenger RNA. It is a transcript of the gene PEX11A, whose product is annotated as peroxisomal biogenesis factor 11 alpha. Gene Ontology annotation, cellular component: peroxisomal membrane. The record is from RefSeq and is a predicted model, not a curated record. Gene Ontology annotation, biological process: peroxisome fission; regulation of peroxisome size. The annotation marks the transcript as partial. Lineage: Eukaryota; Metazoa; Chordata; Aves; Trogoniformes; Trogonidae. The transcript has 2 exons.
AGCCACUCAGUACACAUGCAUGUUGCUUAGCUAUCUAAUAGAGCGUAAGGCUGGUAAAGAGAAGCUGGUAAUGAAAAUCAAGCAGUUGGAAUCUAGCAUGAGCUCUGGGCGGAAAACCUCCAACCUGACCCGUGCCCUCUACUUCGUCUGCGAUACGGUCCUGUGGUUGAAGAGCGUUGGACUCCAGCCUGACAUUGAUAAGCUCAAGUGGCGGAAUUGGGCUACCAAGUGUUACUACUGUUCACUCCUGAUGAGUCUAGCCAGGGACUGGUAUGAGAUCUCCUGGAGGGUGGAACAAGCUGUGCAGGAACAAAAGAUGAAGGAGAAUUUCCUCUGGGACAAACACAGUCAGGAGCUAAACUGUGUGAAAUGUGAUGGUUUGCCUGGUUUUCUCCUUCUGCUCUUUCAGAUACUGAAGAGACAUCCUCCUUUGCUGCUGGACUUGGUGAAGAAUCUCUGUGAUCUCUCAGGUCCUUUGGAUACACUAGGGAUCUACAAGACCAACCCAGGGGUUAUUGGUUUCUGUGGCAUCAUCUCCUCCCUGGUGGGGAUCCUCACAUUAGCAAGCCCACAUCUGAAGUUGAAACAGUGA